AAUGUAAAGCAAUCUUUCAAAUGUUUGACAUUGACGGGGACGGUCAGCUAACAGAGGAGGAGAUAAUGAAAGGAUAUCAUAUGUUUGAUAUGAAUCCGACGGAGGAAGAUAUAAAACAGACAAUGAAAGACCUCGAUAUCGAUGAAUCAGGAACAAUCGAUUAUGACGAGUUUAAGAGUUUAAUGUGGAAAAUUGACCAGGACGAGGAACGGGACAACGUGGCUCAGGCAUUCCGAAAAUUCGAUCGGCGCCGGAGAGGCUACCUAGACAAGAGGCAAUUUAGUUCCGUACUUAACGCCGCCAUUAAAGGCGAAUCAGGUGAAAAAUUCAGUAAAGAGGACGUCGACAAGUUCUUCAAAGUUGUGGACACCGAUAAUAACGGCAAGAUUGAUCUAGAAG
Mizuhopecten yessoensis (Yesso scallop) is the source of this 399-nucleotide messenger RNA. Its product is annotated as troponin C, skeletal muscle-like. The record is from RefSeq and is a predicted model, not a curated record. The annotation marks the transcript as partial. The transcript is spliced from 2 exons. NCBI's taxonomy places the organism in Eukaryota, Metazoa, Mollusca, Bivalvia, Pectinida, Pectinidae. Gene Ontology annotation, molecular function: calcium ion binding.